GUGGAAUGGGUGGGACUUCAUAAAACAUGACUUCCGUUGUAUUUUGUCUUGAAAGUCAGACGAUUAGCAGGAGUACAUCUGCCCAGUGGCCUUUGAUGGACCAUCCCUAUGAAGACACAAGGUUACAAUGGGACAGAGUACCUCAGAGCAAGAGGUCCAAGAAGACCCUUCACCGGACAGAUUUGAUAACCUUAAGGCAAAUGUGGAGGAGGAACUACAGACAAGCACGAUGGUGGGGAUGGUGAUUGGUGCAGGUAUCGCCAUCGUUCUCAUCGCCGUCCUCAUUUUCUUCAUCUUGCGAAGGAUCAAACAUCGAAACCUGGAGGCUCAGGAGGCGCCCAAAUACCGCUUUCGCAAGAGGGACAAAGUCAUGUUCUAUGGGCGAAAGAUAAUGCGAAAAGUGUCACAGUCUACGUCCUCUCUGGUGGGUACAUCCUCCUCUUCCUCCUCUUCUCGACCUCGUCUGAAGAAGAAGCAGAAGAUGCUCAUUAUUGCCAAAAAGAUCCUGCGUUUUAAAAAAGAGGUGCCCAUCCUUCAAGCUAAGGAGCCCCCUCCCUCUGUGCUAGAAGCAGACCUCACAGAGUUUGAUGUGGCCAACUCCCACCUCCCUUCUGAGGUGCUCUACAUGCUCAAAAAUGUCCGCGUGCUGGGCCACUUUGAGAAGCCCCUCUUCUUGGAGCUUUGCAAACACAUGGUCUUUCUGCAAUUCCAGCAAGGGGAGUACGUCUUCAGGCCGGGCCAGCCUGACAGCAGCAUCUACGUGGUUCAGGAUGGAAAACUAGAACUGUGCCUUACUGGAAUGGAUGGUAAAGAAAGUGUUGUUAAGGAAGUUUAUGCUGGAGAUAGUGUCCAUAGUCUCCUCAGCAUACUGGAUGUUAUAACAGGCCACCAGAAGCCUUACAGAACAGUGUCAGCACGAGCUGCAGAGGUUUCCACUGUUCUCCGUUUACCUGUAGAGGCCUUCCUGUCUAUAUUUGAGAAGUACCCUGAGAGCCUAGUGCGAGUAGUUCAGAUCAUUAUGGUUCGUCUCCAAAGAGUCACAGUCCUGGCCCUGCACAACUAUCUGGGCCUGACCAAUGAGCUCUUCAGUCAUGAAAUGCAGCCAUCACGUCUUCCACCGCAGUCCCCCCACCCUUCACGUACCAGUCCGGUACGCCACGGGAAGCGCUUUGGCAGCCUGACCGUGCCUGAGGAGCAUCGGGAAGCUGCUGUAAAGGGUGAAGCUCCAGGAGGAGAACAAGGAAAGGAUGGAGGAGUGCCAAACCUUAGCAGAACGAUCUCAAUGCCUGUGGACAUUUCUGGUAUGCAGAAGAGUCUGAGGUCAGAUUUUGACAUGGCGUACGAAAGAGGACGCAUUUCUGUCUCCGCAGAGGAUGGCAACACUCCUCCCGCCUUCACUCGGUCAGUAUCACAGGAACAGCGUGAGCGGAGGGUGACUGUAGAUGAAGUUCCUUCUGGCAUCUACUUGUAUCCAGAGGAAGAUUCAGCAGUAGACAACAUUUUCACUCCUGUAUCCAGUCGAUCAUGUGCUUCUCUGUUUGAGGAAGCCCAAAAAGAGGUCCUCCGUCUCAUGAGGAUUGAGGACCCAUCCUUGUUGAGUGGGAAAGUAACUUUGCACCAUGCAAAGGCUGGGGCUGUUUUAGCAAGACAGGGAGACCAGGACGUGAGUCUGCACUUCGUCCUGUCUGGUUGCCUGCAUGUAUACCAGCGGAUGAUCGACAAACAGGAGGCGGUCUGCUUGUUUGUGACACAACCAGGAGAGGUGGUAGGCCAGCUUGCUGUGCUCACUGGAGAGCCCCUUAUCUUUACCAUAAAGGCUGUUCGAGACUGCACUUACCUGAAGAUCUCAAAGUCAGAUUUCUAUGAGAUAAUGAGGGAACAACCGAGCGUUGUGCUAAGUGUGGCCCACACCGUGGCCGUCCGCAUGUCUGCUUUCGUCAGACAGAUGGACUUCGCUAUCGACUGGAUGGCUGUCGAAGCUGGCAGAGCCCUCUACAGACAAGACGACCAGUCAGAUUGCACCUACAUUGUCCUGAAUGGACGUCUGCGUUCUGUCAUUCGUAAAGCAAAUGGCAAGAAGGAGUUGGUUGGGGAAUAUGGUAGAGGAGACCUCAUUGGUGUGGUGGAGGCCUUGACCAAACAGCCAAGAGCCACCACUGUCCACGCUGUGAGAGACACAGAGCUCGUUAAACUGCCAGAAGGAACGUUGAACAACAUUAAAAGACGAUAUCCUCAGGUGGUGACAAGGUUGAUUCAUCUCUUAGGGCAGAAGAUUCUGGGGAACCUUCAGCAGGGUCGUGGGCCAUUCUCAGGUUCAGCCCUCAGUUUGCCCAGUGUGACAACAAGUGCAGAUGUCACCAACCCAUCAAAUAACCUCUCGACAGUGGCUGUUCUACCCGUGUGUGAUGAGGUGCCCAUAAACGCAUUCAACUUGGAGCUCAGCCAUGCCCUCAGUGCCAUUGGGCCCACUCUACUUUUAACCAGUGACAUAAUCAGAGAGAGACUGGGAGCUUCUGCCUUGGACAGUAUCCACGAGUAUCGUCUCUCUGGCUGGCUGGCCCAGCAGGAGGACAUCAAUCGAAUUGUCCUUUACCAGACCGACAACAGCAUGACCCCGUGGACUCAGCGCUGCAUCCGCCAGGCUGACUGCAUCCUCAUUGUGGGCCUGGGGGACCUGGAACCGGCGCUGGGCGAAUUGGAGCAAAUGCUAGAAAACACAGCUGUCCGGGCUCUGAAGAAGCUGAUCCUUCUGCACAAAGAGGAUGGACCCGGUCCUUCUAGGACCGUUGAGUGGCUCAACAUGCGCAGCUGGUGCUCCGGGCAUCUCCACCUGAAGUGUCCCCGCAGGGUUUUCUCCAGACGCAGUCCCACCAAACUGAGGCUGCUCACAUGUAGGCGUGAUAAAAUCUAUGGAGGAAGCAGGAAUUCCUAUUGACAUAGUGGGCGGGACAUCGAUCGGCUCAUUCAUUGGUGCGCUGUAUGCUGAGGAGAGAAGUGCUGUUCGAACAAAGCAGAGGGCCAGAGAGUGGUCCAAGGCAAUGAAUUCAGUGUUUAAAACAGUCCUGGACCUUACCUACCCCAUCACCUCCAUGUUUUCUGGGUCUGCCUUUAACACCAGCAUUUAUAAAGUGUUUCAGGACAAGCAAGUGGAAGAUUUGUGGCUUCCAUACUUCAAUGUCACUACGGACAUCACAGCCUCGUCCAUGCGAGUACAUCAGGAUGGUAGCGUCUGGCACUAUGUUAGAGCCAGCGCAUCCUACACCCCCUAUUUACCUCCCCUGUGCGACCCCAAGGAUGGCCACUUGCUUGUGGAUGGUUGCUAUGUUAACAAUGUCCCAGGCUCUCUGUGGCGCUAUGUGCGGGCAAGCAUGACCCUCUCGGGGUACCUGCCGCCCCUGUGCGACCCCAAAGAUGGCAACUUGCUAAUGGAUGGUGGCUACAUCAACAACCUACCAGCGGACAUUGCGAGGAACAUGGGUGCCAGGACAGUCAUUGCCAUUGAUGUCGGUAGCCAAGAUGAGACUGAUCUCUGUAACUACGGCGACAGCCUGUCUGGCUGGUGGUUGUUGUGGAAACGGAUCAAUCCCUGGGCAGAGAAAGUAAAGGUUCCAGACAUGGCAGAGAUCCAGUCUCGGUUGGCGUAUGUGUCUUGUGUGCGGCAGUUAGAGGUGGUAAAGAAGAGUGCCUACUGUGAGUACAUCAGACCACCAAUAGAUCGCUUCAAGACCAUGGACUUUGGCAAGUUUGAUGAGAUCUAUGAUGUGGGCUUCCAGCAUGGUAAAUUGGUGUUCACCGGCUGGGCUCGAGGUGACAUCAUCGAGAACAUGCUGAGGGACCACCGCUCAGCUGACUAUAACGAUGGCAAGAGAACAGAUUCCUGCACGUGCCCAGGAGCUGACUUCACUGAUCUGGCAGAGAUUGUAUCCAGGAUAGAACCGGUCCAAAGCUACGUGACUACAGAAGCGGAGGAGUCAGACUGUCUGACUGAGUAUGAGGAAGAUGCAAUGGACACUGUCAGGGAGGAAGAGGGGGGCGAGGAGGAAGAGGAAGAGGCAGAGGACCCUGAAGACCACUCCCCUGGAGAAUGGGGACAGAAUGGGAUUUUUCAGACUGAUGAGGAAAAGUCUGUGAGGCAACGCAGAAAACUUACCAGUGACACUUCUGAAGUCUCCGACUGCUAACAGAGGGUCCCGGAGAACAGAAACUACACUCGUCUGAGUGUAGUGUGGGGGGUCAGAAACUGUGAAACCCUAAGAUGUGGAUGCCACACUCAGCAUCUAAACUUUCUUAAAGUCUGGAAUAAAAUUGUUUUUUGUUUUUUUUAUUUCUGGACCACUUUGAAAAAUCACCAUUCGUCAUGCUUUUUAUUUUUGAUUUAUUUUUGAGUCACGUUGCUUUAAAUUUGUGGUCCGAAAAUCUGAAUAGGAUGAAUCACCCCUUCACCAUUUCAAUACAAACCAACUUUUUGCCAAAAUCUGCUCCAAAACAGUAUUGUUUCCCUGCAAAUUAUGCAGUCUUUAUUUCUUUUGUUAGCCUGCUCCUGAGUUAUCUAUCGUUUGUUUUAAGGUUGGUUAUUUCAAAAAUACAAAGCUUUAUUGAACUAGAAUGUUGGCAAAACACCAGAAAGAGACGUUAUCGGUGCAUUAGGUUAUUGUUAGGAGUUACUAAAGUUUCUCAUGAAUAUCAUGUGGACAUUAUAGUAAUAUAGACUGAAGAUUUUUUUGUUGGACCAGUAUUAAAGAGCAAAGCAAGAUCAGAGUUUAUUGUGAUAUAGACUUAUUCAUAAUAUAUAUAUUUAGUAACUUGAAGUGUGAUUAGAUUAAAUGAACUGUGUGGAAAGAAACUGCAGUGACGAAUGAAUGAACGUUUCUGUUUGAGAUGUUUGCCGAUUUAUUUUAUUGCCUAUUUUUUUAGCCACAGUUCAGCUUCACUCAGUCAGCAUGACUGUGGUUUGAUCACUGGACUGACAGAACUCAGCAAACUACUCAGGGUUCCUGCGUAUCGCUCAACAUUCAUGACAGGAAAAAAGGACUCAACUCAGUAAUUAAUAGAAUGAUUUGAGCAAGCUUUGUAGUUCAUUAAAAUCCCCUAAAGCU
Molecule: messenger RNA, 5096 nt
Organism: Austrofundulus limnaeus
Lineage: Eukaryota; Metazoa; Chordata; Actinopteri; Cyprinodontiformes; Rivulidae
Gene: pnpla6
Product: patatin-like phospholipase domain containing 6
Biological process (GO): phosphatidylcholine metabolic process
Cellular component (GO): endoplasmic reticulum
Molecular function (GO): phosphatidylcholine lysophospholipase A1 activity
Source: RefSeq, a predicted model, not a curated record